GCGAGUACCUGGAGGGGAGGCCUUGCCCUACCUCAGAGGAGCUAUGGAUCGUGGGGUCGUCGUCGAAAACCCCUAUGCCAGUGUGAACAUCCCCCGAACGCAACUGAAGGACGGUUUCCUGAAGUACUAUUUGGGUGAUGACCUGACCCCGGACACUGUCUUCUUCAAUCCCAGCACGCUGCCUACUUAUGCAGUGACCCAGGAGAAAGAGAAUGGCGUGAGCCAGCAGAUGGCCUAUACUGGGUGGGACAGUCAGAAAAUCCAGACCCACGAGACGUGGGCCAGGCCCUAUAAUCCCUAUGCCAGUCUCAAGAUGCCCAAUGGAAGCUCUUCGGAACCAUUCCACUGGAAGAGUCAAGAGGUAGCGAUGACAGGGGGCAGCGACGGGGGGUGCUGCUGCUGCUGCCAGAAGUGUUGCCCUUGCUGCCGGAAAUGCUGUUGCGUCAUUUCCUGA
Molecule: messenger RNA, 454 nt
Organism: Euleptes europaea (tarantolino)
Lineage: Eukaryota; Metazoa; Chordata; Lepidosauria; Squamata; Sphaerodactylidae
Gene: CYSRT1
Product: cysteine rich tail 1
Exons: 1
Coding region: 44-454 (136 amino acids)
Source: RefSeq, a predicted model, not a curated record